AAUGUUUAAUCGAUAGCUCGCCAAGGAUUUAGCAAGAUGAGCAAACUAGACGAUCUGCUGUCCAAAAAGAAGACGGUGGUGCCCGUCUUGGAUCUCAGCCGCAGCAAUAUUCAGACCGUCGAGGAGUUCAAACGGCUGCUGGAGAAGGUGCCCGACUACAAGAUGCGACCGGUGAAGGUGCGCGCCGAGGAGAUAAAGAUCCGGGAGAAGGACUACGCCUUCAAGAUGCCCAAAAAGGAGAUGCGAAAGCUGCUGCGAGCCAACGGGGAACGAGAGGCGAUGUACACCUAUGCGGAUCCGGUGCCCGGUGAAAUGAAGGAUGUGGUGCUGAUGGAACUGUGUGCGGUGCCCAUCGAUUGGAAGAUGCUGACCACGCUGAGGCCCAAGAACAAACAGGAGGAGGAAUACUUCAGCCGCAUGGUUGAGAUGGGAAAGUUGGAGCUUAAAACCGAGGCUCGCGAUCGCCGAGAGUUUGCCCUAAACAAUUGUGUCAAGAAAAUCAAGAAUAAAUCGGGAAUUGUGGAAACUCGACUGAUGACCUGUGAGUCCUGCGGCGAGGAAAUGUGUUGUGGCAAGACUUGCGGCGACUUCAAUUACGAUCUGUACAUUCGGGUUGAGGCCAGGGUGAUUAAGCCGAAACCGGCACCUUUGUCCUCCAACAAGGCCAAAUUAAAUGGACGCAAAAAGUCAUCGGUGGGCGGAACCAAGAUCAAGGUCAAAAAGGCAUCAAGCAAAGCCAGCUAAACUAACCGAUUGAACAACAAAUAUUUACGAAACAUUCCGAAAAUUGACUUAGCUUUUGUACUCGUAUUUAUUUGCUACUAUAUUGUUAAUGAAUAUAACACGUUUUUCUCAAUGUGCAACAUAUUUCACAUAUUUGUUAGUCUCAAAAGUUACCCGAUUUUCUAUUUACUUACUUUUCAAGCCAUGUGUAGCAUUUGAUAGUUUUGCUAAUUAAUUAAUAAUAAUUAAAACUCUAUAAAGCUAAGGUGUUAAAUGAAUACAGCCCAUACUUAAUUACUUGCGAAAAUACAUCAAAUAAACUAAAUAAAUGCUUAUAUAAUUUCAUUAUC
Molecule: messenger RNA, 1073 nt
Organism: Drosophila melanogaster (fruit fly)
Lineage: Eukaryota; Metazoa; Arthropoda; Insecta; Diptera; Drosophilidae
Exons: 3
Coding region: 37-744 (235 amino acids)
Source: RefSeq, marked reviewed